Molecule: messenger RNA, 4958 nt
Organism: Solenopsis invicta (red fire ant)
Lineage: Eukaryota; Metazoa; Arthropoda; Insecta; Hymenoptera; Formicidae
Product: sodium channel protein Nach-like
Exons: 7
Coding region: 3694-4854 (386 amino acids)
Biological process (GO): sodium ion transmembrane transport
Cellular component (GO): membrane
Molecular function (GO): ligand-gated sodium channel activity
Source: RefSeq, a predicted model, not a curated record
GAUUUAUUUUAUUAAUUAUUAUUAAUGUGUUGUAUAUUUUAUUUUUAUUUUUAUUAAUUUUAUGAAAUUGUUGUAUUUUUAUUUGAAUACUGGUGAGGUUUUUUGGCAGUUUUCCCUUGCCCUAGCAACAAAUGUUGGUAUCCUAUGACAUUCUGCCAAAUAAAAUAUUUUAUUUUUAUUUAAAUGUGUAUUUUAUUUAACAAAUUAUUUAACCUUCCUUUUCUUAUUCUGUAUUAUUAAGUAGCGAUUACUUAAUUUUUAAUUUGUAUUUUAUAUAUGUGUAUUUAUAUAUGGAAAAUGUAAAGAAUAUAUUAAUAUUUCCCUACAUUUAUAAAAAAAUUUGUAUAGGCUACCAAAGGUCUCCUUUCUGUCAGUAAUAAAUACUUCACUGAAGCAUCAUCUGACGCGCAUGCGCGAAAAAGCGGGCCCGUCUGACAACACUGUGUUAGAUACGUGUUAGCAAUGUGUCAAUCACGUUUCGAACAUCGAACAGUUGAGAUGUUGCUGACAAGAAACCUAACAUGCGACGAGUUAGCACGUCACAGUGACGUGCUUGUUUCGUUUAGUGCAGGCAUGGCCCCGUGAGCGCCUACAAAACAUGCGAGGAGGAGAACGUGCUCCCUCUUUGCACGGUUGCUUCUUCCCAUCUUCUGGCUCCGCAAUCCACCUAUCCCCUCUAUACGACCGCUCUCGGUCCCUACUAUGCUACAGUAUGUGCACGUGACUCGCGCGUGUGGAAGAAAAAGCGGAGAAGCUCGAGUUAUAGUUUGUGGGCCAUGCCUGGUUUAGUGCAAGCAGGGAUGGGUUUGGAAAUGCUUCCUUUCCAAGUUAUAAACAUUUUUUUGAUUUUACAAAAAUUGCUGGAAAUGAUUUCAUCCUGCAUCAAUGCAUGCUUUGCAACGUCGCAUGAAUUGUCGAAUUGUUCACAAAUUCCCGGAGUAUUUCGUAUUUUUUCACACGCAGCGAUAAUACGAAUUCGGAGUACUUCCACAGUAGCAACAGAAGUAUCAUACACGAGUCUUAAGACGAUGCUGGACCGGUCUCUAUAUGUGCUUAUUUUUGUGCACAGAUAACUCUUAAUUGGCUUUACAGAUCACAAAAUCCUUUUACACAAUUAAAGUAAUGACAAAAACACACCUCGCUAGUUAUAAUUAAAUACAAAAAACGAAAGUUGAUUAAAAAAUUAUAGUUUAAUUAUCGGCUUCUGCAGCCGACACGUAACAAUACAUACCCAUAUAAAAGUUUUAGACAUUGUGUGUAUGAAAUAACUAGCUAGCGAGGUGUGAAUUAAAUCAAAGAACAAUACGGUGCUUGCAAAAUAAUCUUAGAAACUUUAGUAUAAAAGAUAUAAAUGUAUGAAAAUUGUUUAUGUAAUUUUCACGUGUAUUGGUGCGAAGAGCAGAAAUUGGGUUCAUUGUAGUUCAGAGAUCUUGCAUUAGAGGCGUUGAAGUCAAAAAAACAAAGACAGAUGAGUGCGUUUGACAAAGUGCGCUAGCCUAUUCCCCUUACUCUUUGCCUCACGUGCGACCCAUAGUUCAUCGAAAAAAAAUCUACAGCAAUCUGCAGUACCGACGUUGAGUGAGUUUCACCGUCAGUCCAGCAUCGCCUUAAGAUGUCCCCAUAAGUAAAAAUUCAAAGGGUUCAAAUCGGGAGAACGUGCAGGUCAAGCGAUGAGUCUUCCCCUAUCAAUCCGUCUAUUGAUGUAUGUAUUAUUCAGGAAUUCUCAAACAAUGCGGCUGAAAUGUGCUGGAGCUUUAUCAUGCAUGAACCACAUUUGAUUGCGUAUCUGUAGUAGAACGUCUUGUAAUAAUAUAAAGAGUUGCGUUUCCAAUAAUUAUCUGUAGUUGUUACUAUUAAAUGUAGAAAGAAAAAUCGGUCCAAAAGUGCAUAAAAAGGGAGCAGCCUCUGACGACCUUGAACUUGACCUGUACAACUUUUCCUUAUAAAUUAAUUGGCGCUUUUGUACAGUUUUUGAUAUAUACUUAGAGAAAGAAAAAACAGUUUUUCUUAAUUAUUUCAAAAAAUAUUCAUUUUACAAAAAAAUGUAUUUACCCCAAAAAUUAUUAAUAUAUGAAAAAUGUUAUUUGAUAAAAGGUAUUAUUUUAGAUCUCUGUAUUUAAGUAGUUCUUAAAAAAUGUUCUACUCUUUUUAUUACAAAAAUUAUAUUGCAUGACAUACUAAUGCCUGUACCGCAUGUAUAAAUUAUUCACGAUUUUCUUGGAGAAGCAAUAAAUAGCGCAAUUUCAUAUGCUGUGGUAAUAAGCGAUCGCAAAUGCGAUAUCAAAGUAGUAAUUAAACCAUGCUAGAUACAAAAUGAUUUUACUGGAUCUCUUCUGUUUUAAUUUUUAAUGUGGAUCAAUACAUGCACGAAUCGAUUGCACGCGAGUUUUAUGACGCUCGAUGUAAACAACGUCAGUCGUAAUCUCAAAUGAUCACGCGAGUAUUCGGGAUAUUACUUGUGCUGUCAGCAUCACCGUGAUAAAAUGUAUUACGGGAGUUUCCAUUUUGUGUUACAUACUUAGAUAUAUAGCUUUUUUGUUCCAAUCAAUUGCAAGGUUUGCACUUAUUAAAGAGAGAAUUUUGGAUUAUUAUCAUCAAAAAAAUAUUAAAUAUUGUAAACCUUUAAUUAAUUACAUUUUUAUCUUUUAACGAUUGUUUUUGUGCUAGAAAAUUAAGAUUCAUGAUAAUUAUUUGAUGAAAAAUUUGAUAAAAAAAUUCCAUUAAAUAUUGUAAAAUUGAAAAGUUGUUAAUUAUAAUAAAUUCUUUCUUAUUCAUACACACACACACACACACACACACACACACACACACACACACACACACACACACACACACGUGCGCGCGUGUGUGUAUAUAUAUCUUGGUCGUUAUUUUGCAGAUAUAAGUCAACUGCUUUGAUAAGGUAAGUGCAUACCUAAACAGAAUUAUUGGUCGUGAUAAGGAUAUGCUUUUAUCACAAAUUUUAUUUCCAAAUUGAGCUUAACUGUAAUAGAUACUAUUAUUUUGGAAAAUAUUUGUGAUAUUAUUACUUAAUAUUACUUAAGUUUUUAUGUACACAUACCUUAGUAGCAAUUUGCCGUAAGAUUACUAUAAAUCUUGCAGUAAAUUCUUGACAGAUUCUGAUAGACUAGAACAUUACAAUCUACUUUCUCAUUCUGAUCAAGUUUUCUGAAUCUGCAAUCAAAUUCUUGCAAGAAACUUGCACAUAUUUGCUACAAGAAUUGGAAAGAAUCUGCUUCAAGAUAGUUCGAUUUGCAGCAAGUAUUUGUAAAUAGUUCAUUUACAUGUGCGAAUUUCGUAGCAGACUGCUGACAGACUACCAGAAAGGCCAUAUUGGGAAUAACUUUUCGUAUUUGACUCAAUUGUACUGCAAUUAACUCCACGCAGAUUCUGCUCUACAGAAAAUGCUGCAAAGAUAUAUUUAUGCAUACAUAAAAACAGUAAAAAAAUGUUUUCUUUGUUAAGUGCUUUUUAUUUACAUUUACAAUUUAACCUUUAUUACAUUUUUCUUACAAUUAUAAAAUACUUUCUCAUUUACAAUAAUUAAUCUAUUGUAAUUUCAAGACUAAUUUGCAAACUUAUAUUAUACAUGUAGUUAUGUAAAUAAUACAUACCUAUAAUAGCUUAAAUAAUAAUUUAUUGUAAGUUAGUUAACUUCUUUAGUAUCUAAUUUAAAAAGAAUUUGAAUUACAGAUGUGGAGUGAAAAUAAUAAAGUUAAAGGUAAAGAAAAUACCAUUACCAAGAAAGGAGGGGUGACAAAAAAUUCGGAAAGAUCAAAACUUUCGAGGAUGAAAAUGAUAUCAAAAUAUAUAAAAUUUUAUUGUCAUUAUUCCACUUUAAACGGUUUGAAAUAUCUUGCUAAUUCUCGAAGACCUUGGUUUGAAAGAAUUUUGUGGAUUAUAAUACUAAACCUAAUUAUAUCUGUUUUGGUGAUUAUGGUUUAUAUUUCCUGUCAAGAAUUUGUAACAACACCUUUACUAACUUCCAUGGAAACAGAUACUUACAAAACGACCGAUUUAAGCUUUCCAGGAAUUGCCAUUUGCUCCAUUAACAGGAUAAGUCAACAAUCCGCAAUUAAUCUGGCGACCGAUAUUUUUAACGCAAAAAUCUCGAACCAAUCAGUCGAUGAAAUUCGCAAUUUGAUCAUGGAUUUGGGCAGUCUUUAUGCUUCCGUUUUCAAGAUAAAUGUAAAUCGUAAUGAGGAACUAGAGAAACUUUUAAACACUUACUACAAUGGAUCUUAUGACGUUACCAAUCUGAUGAAAGAUCUGACACCAAAAUGUUCAGUGAUGCUGUUAAAGUGUAAGCUGCAUGGGUUCGAUAAAAAUUGCUCGGAUAUUUUUGAGUUUCGCAAGACACAAGAUGGUUACUGUUGUACCUUCAAUUAUGUACGUGAAAGCGAUGACAUUCUCGAAUUGAACGAUACAAUAAAACUGAUUGAUACAAUUAAAGUAAUGGAUCUUGGAAUAGAACGUGGUCUAACGGUUGUCAUGGAUCCACUUUUGGAUGAUUAUUUCUACCCAACAAUACCCAUUAAGGGUUGGAAAGUGAUUGUGUUUAAUCCUACUGAUUAUCCGGAUAUGACCAGCGGUGGUGUUACAGAGAUCCUCGCAAUGCCUCUUUCCGAAACGUUUAUGGAUAUAACUACGACAGCCUUCCUUAGUACUCAAAUUAUUGAAAGUUUUCCUAGAAAUGAACGCAAUUGCAUUUUCACGCAUGAGACGCAUACAACGAAUGACGGUACAAUGUAUACUUACAGUGAUUGUAUUGUCGAUUGUAAAAUUGAUAGCAUACAAGAGUCCUGCGGAUGUAGGCCAUUCAUUUAUCCACGUCGCGGCAGAAACCAGUGUUAGUAAAAUACAUUAAUAAUUUUCUUAAUUUAAUUAUUAAUGUUGUUUUUUCAGAAAAUGUUUGGAUUUACAAACAUUUUUACAAUUAGUUUACACUUAUAACGGAU